Molecule: messenger RNA, 4059 nt
Organism: Ochotona princeps (American pika)
Lineage: Eukaryota; Metazoa; Chordata; Mammalia; Lagomorpha; Ochotonidae
Gene: TNK2
Product: tyrosine kinase non receptor 2
Exons: 16
Coding region: 512-3706 (1064 amino acids)
Biological process (GO): protein phosphorylation; signal transduction; negative regulation of epidermal growth factor receptor signaling pathway
Cellular component (GO): extrinsic component of cytoplasmic side of plasma membrane
Molecular function (GO): ATP binding; protein tyrosine kinase activity; protein binding
Source: RefSeq, a predicted model, not a curated record
CGAGCCGGGGGAGCGCGAUUGGGAGAGCAGGGAGGCGGUGGUCCUGGGGGCGACUCCCACGCCACCCAGAGACCGCCCGGAACUGGUGGGGAGGGCCCGGCUCGUGGGGCCCCAGGGGCCUGAAGGGGAGGGGCGCCCCGGGGUGCAGGAAGCAAAUUGGCGCCCCGGGGUGCAGGAGGGACAGGCGGUGCGGGCUGUCCAGGAAACGCAGCUGAACGGGAAGGAAGCCCAGGCGGGAGAGGGUCCUGCCGAGGUGCACAGGACCCGGCGGCGCAGGCGGAGGAGGCGGUGGUGACCCCCCCCCCGGGCCACUCCAGCCUGGCACUCGGCUAGUCCUUCGGGCUUGGGGGCGCGCACGGGAUGUAGGCGUUUGAGGAGUUGCGAGCUUGCAAAGUUAUUGCCCGAGAGCAGGAGGUGGCCGGUGGGGUCCUAUUCUGCGACCUCCUCCGGGGCUGAGCUGUGUCUGCAGGGAGGCGGCGGCGGCCAGCGUCAGAGGCUGGGGAGCAGCAGCAUGCAGCCGGAGGAGGGUACAGGCUGGCUUCUAGAGCUGCUGUCUGAGGUGCAGCUGCAACAGUACUUCCUGCGCCUGCGCGACGACCUCAACAUCACUCGCCUGUCCCACUUUGAGUAUGUCAAGAACGAGGACCUGGAGAAGAUCGGCAUGGGCCGGCCUGGCCAGCGGCGGCUGUGGGAGGCCGUGAAGAGAAGGAAGGCUCUGUGCAAGCGCAAGUCGUGGAUGAGCAAGGUGUUCAGUGGGAAGCGGCUGGAGGCUGAACUCACUGCAGCUCAAGCCCAGAGCACUUUCUGCAAGACCUUGCCCACCUCAGGGGGCCCCGCUGGGGAGGGCCCCCUGCAGAGCCUCACUUGCCUCAUUGGGGAGAAGGACCUGCGGCUGCUGGAGAAGCUGGGGGACGGCUCCUUUGGUGUGGUGCGCCGAGGAGAGUGGGAUGCUCCUUCGGGCAAGACGGUGAGUGUGGCUGUGAAAUGCCUGAAGCCUGAUGUGCUGAGCCAGCCAGAGGCCAUGGAUGAUUUCAUCCGCGAAGUCAACGCCAUGCACUCGCUCGACCACCGCAACCUCAUCCGUCUCUACGGUGUGGUGCUCACACCACCCAUGAAGAUGGUGACGGAGCUGGCACCUCUGGGCUCGUUGCUGGACCGGCUGCGUAAGCACCAGGGUCACUUCCUCCUGGGGACCUUGAGCCGCUACGCUGUGCAGGUGGCCGAGGGCAUGGGCUACCUGGAGUCCAAGCGCUUUAUUCACCGGGACCUGGCCGCCCGCAACCUGCUAUUGGCCACCCGAGAUCUGGUCAAGAUUGGAGACUUUGGGCUGAUGCGAGCGCUGCCCCAGAACGAUGACCACUACGUCAUGCAGGAACACCGCAAGGUGCCCUUUGCCUGGUGUGCCCCGGAGAGCCUGAAGACGCGCACCUUCUCCCAUGCCAGUGACACCUGGAUGUUUGGGGUGACCUUGUGGGAGAUGUUCACCUAUGGCCAGGAGCCCUGGAUCGGCCUCAAUGGCAGUCAGAUCCUGCACAAGAUUGACAAGGAGGGGGAACGCCUGCCACGGCCCGAGGACUGUCCCCAGGACAUUUACAAUGUCAUGGUCCAGUGCUGGGCUCACAAGCCUGAGGAUAGACCCACAUUUGUGGCCCUACGGGACUUCCUGCUGGAGGCCCAGCCCACCGACAUGCGGGCCCUGCAGGAUUUUGAGGAACCUGACAAGCUGCACAUCCAGAUAAAUGAUGUCAUCACUGUCAUCGAGGGAAGGGCUGAGAACUACUGGUGGCGUGGGCAGAACACGCGGACACUGUGUGUGGGGCCCUUCCCCCGCAACGUGGUAACCUCCGUGGCUGGCCUGUCAGCCCAGGACAUCAGCCAGCCCCUACAGAAUAGCUUCAUUCACACGGGGCAUGGCGACAGUGACCCCCGCCACUGCUGGGGCUUCCCUGACAGGAUUGAUGAGCUGUAUCUGGGGAACCCCAUGGACCCCCCCGACCUGCUGAGUGUGGAGCUGAGUGCCUCCCGGCCCCCACAGCCUCUAGGAAGGGGGAAAAGGGAGCGUCCGCCUCGCCCGCCUCAGCCUUCCAUCUACGCUCAGAAGCCCACCUAUGACCCUGUGGCUCAAGAGCAGGACACCCUGGCCAACGACUUCAAGAGGCUAGGCCUGCGGAAGCCUGCCCAAUCCCGAGGCUUGUGGCUGGCAAAGCCGUCGGCCCGGGUGCCGGGCACCAAGGCGAGCCGUGCUGCUGGUGGUGGCAGCAGCAGCACAGGCGAGGCCCCGCUCAUCGACUUUGGCGAGGAGCCCACUGCACCUGCCCCGCGGCCCUGCGCACCUUCCCUGGCCCAGCUGGCCCUGGACGCCUGCUCCCUGCUGGACAAGACCCCACCACAGAGUCCCACGCGGGCACUGCCCCGACCACUGCACCCCACGCCCAUAGUGGACUGGGAUGCCCGCCCUCUGCCCCCGCCCCCCGCCUACGACGACGUGGCUCAGGACGAGGAGGACUUUGAGGUGUGCUCCAUCAAUAGCACCCUGAUGGGCCCCGGGGAGGCCUCCACCGGACCUGGCCAGGGCAAGACCAAUUACGCCUUCGUGCCUGAGCAGGCGCAGCUGCCCCCACCCUUGGAGGACAACCUGUUCCUCCCGCCCCAAGGGGCCAGCAGGCCGCUAGCCAGCUCUGCCCAGACUGCAGAGAUUUUCCAGGCACUGCAGCAGGAGUGCAUGCGGCAGCUGCAGGUGCCGGUCACCUCCCUGGCUCCUUCACCGGGUCCUGUGGGCGAGGACAAGCCCCAAGUACCACCUCGGGUACCCAUCCCACCCCGGCCUACACGCCCGCGAGUGGAGCUGUCCCCAGCUCCGGCAGGUGACGAGGAUGUGGGCCGGUGGCCUGGGCCCACCUCCCCUCCCCGAGUGCCUCCCCGUGAGCCCCUGUCCCCUCCAGGCUCAAGGACCCCCAGCCCCCUGGUGCCACCUGGGAGCUCUCCCCUGUCACCCCGACUCUCGAGCUCACCUGGGGGGAAGGCCAUGCCCACCACCCAGAGCUUCGCCUCCGACCCAAAGUACGCCACACCCCAGGUGAUCCAGGCGCCUGGCCCCCGGGCUGGCCCCUGUAUCCUGCCCAUCGUCCGCGAUGGCAAGAAAGUCAGCAGCACCCACUACUACCUGCUGCCCGAGCGCCCACCUUACCUGGAGCGCUACCAGCGUUUCCUACGUGAGGCCCAGAGCCCUGAGGAGCCGGCGCCCCUGCCUGAGCCCCUCCUGUUGCCCCCACCUAGUACCCCUGCCCCUGCCGCCCCCACUGCCACCGUCCGGCCCAUGCCCCAGGCCGCCCCAGACCCCAAGGCCAACUUCUCCACCAACAACAGCAACCCAGGCACCCGGACGGCAGCCCCAAGGACCACUUCUCGGUUGCCACCGAGGGGCUGCCCUGUGGAUGGGCCAGAGACCGGGCGGCCAGCUGACAAGGUCCAGAUGCUGCAGGCCAUGGUGCAUGGGGUGACCACAGAGGAGUGCCAGGCGGCCCUGCAGAGCCACAGCUGGAGCGUGCAGCAGGCUGCCCAGUAUCUGAAGGUGGAGCAGCUCUUUGGGCUGGGUCUGCGGCCCCGUGGGGAGUGCCACAAGGUGCUGGAGAUGUUCGACUGGAACCUGGAGCAGGCUGGCUGCCACCUCCUGGGCUCCUGUGGUCCUGCCCACCACAAGCGGUGAGAUUCGUCUGCAGAGCCAGAGUCUGACCUGAAAGAGUCACUGGAACCUGUCCAUCUGACGAGGUGGGGUGGGGCUGUGGUCUGACCCCAAGAUCUGGAGGCCCUGUCUGCUCCCAGCAGCUGGAGCGAGGCCCCAUGGUGGGGAAGGAGGCCAGGGGCCGUGACUCACUCCCCCUCCCCUGCCCCUCGCUGUACCUGCACACUUUGGUUUGGCCCUGCGCGCCCCUCUGAGAGAGAUGGGGAGGAAGCCCUGCAGGGCCCCUCAGCAGAAGGGGCUGCCUCACCGAGGUCCUGUGGCCUGACCUGCUGCUGGGACCGGUCCUUAGCUGGUCUUGGGGGAACCAGAUGGAGAAC